Messenger RNA from Chenopodium quinoa (quinoa), 1241 nucleotides. Its product is annotated as probable aldo-keto reductase 1. Gene Ontology annotation, cellular component: cytoplasm. The transcript is spliced from 7 exons. NCBI's taxonomy places the organism in Eukaryota, Viridiplantae, Streptophyta, Magnoliopsida, Caryophyllales, Amaranthaceae. The record is from RefSeq and is a predicted model, not a curated record. Bases 47 to 1096 code for a protein of 349 amino acids.
UUCUCUAGUCAAGUUGAGGAAAGUAAGAAAGAAGUGCAAGGUUGUAAUGGCAAGAGAAGAGCGGGAACUUGAAGUUCCAAGGGUCAAACUUGGAAGCCAAGGACUUGAGGUAUCAAGGCUGGGGUUUGGAUGCCAGGGCUUAACUGGCCUCUUUGAUAUCCCUGCAGCUGAAGAGACCGGGAUUGCUAUUAUUAAAGAUGCAUUUCACAAAGGAGUCACUUUCUUUGAUACAGCAGAUUUCUAUGGGGGAUAUAAGAAUGAAGUGAUUGUUGGCAAGGCACUGAAAGAUUUUCCCAGGGAAAAAGUUCAGAUAGCCAGCAAGUUUGGCAUUGUGAGCAUAGGCCCUCCUCAAAUGAUAGUGAAUGGAACACGGGAAUAUGUACGUUCAUGCUGCGAAGCUAGCUUAUUGCGCCUCAAUGUAGAUUACAUCGAUCUAUAUUACCAGCACCGUGUUGAUACUUCAGUACCCAUAGAAGAAACGAUGGGGGAGCUUAAGAAGCUAGUGGAAGAAGGGAAAAUCCGGUAUAUAGGGUUAUCAGAGGCAAGUCCUGACACCAUCAUAAGGGCCCAUGCAGUUCAUCCUAUCUCUGCUGUGCAGAUGGAGUGGUCUCUGUGGACUCGGGACAUCGAGGAAGAGAUUUUUCCUCUUUGCAGAGAACUUGGGAUUGGUAUUGUUGUAUACAGCCCUCUUGGCCGAGGAUUUUUUGCUGGAAAAGGAAUUGUGGAGGCUCUGCCUCAAAAUAGUUUCUUGGCCAAUCACCCUCGACAUUGUUCGGAGAGUUUGGACAAAAACAAGAUGAUAUAUGAUAGGCUGGAGAAAAUCUCCAAGACACAUGGAUGCACACCAGCUCAACUAGCUCUUUCAUGGAUUAUGCGUCAAGGGAAUGAUGUAGUUCCCAUUCCUGGAACAACCAAAAUCAAGAACUUGGAUACAAACAUUGGAUCCUUGAAGAUCAAUCUCACUGAAGAAGAAUCCAAAGAAGUGUCUAAUGCCGUGCCACUAUGUGAGGUUGCUGGUGACAGAACAUAUGAAGGCAUGAUUGCAAAGACAUGGAAGUUCGCAAAUACACCUCCAUUGGAUCACCCACAAAACUGAUUUUUUUCUGGAAGGUCAGACGAAAAGUUGAAUCUGAAUGUAUCAUGCGAUUCAUGCAGUCCUUUUUUUCGACAAAUUAGAAACAUAUUUCCAUAAAAUAUGACUAAAAUCAUAUUACAUGAAGUAAUGAAAUUUGUUGACUGAA